Sitodiplosis mosellana (orange wheat blossom midge) is the source of this 1491-nucleotide messenger RNA. RefSeq lists its product as uncharacterized. Lineage: Eukaryota; Metazoa; Arthropoda; Insecta; Diptera; Cecidomyiidae. The record is from RefSeq and is a predicted model, not a curated record. The annotation marks the transcript as partial. The transcript has a single exon.
AUGCACAGCAACGAAGAUCAAUAUGUGAUUGAUUACUUCAACCAGCAUUACCAGAGAGACGAAGAAGGUCGUUUCAUCGUGAAAUUUCCAUUCCGAACACCAUUGUAUGCAGACGCUGUGCUAGGCAAGUCACGAGAAAAUGCAUUAAAACAAUUUCUGCAAUCGGAAAGGAAAUUUGCAUGCAAUCCAGAAUUCAAAAAAGAGUACGUCAAAAACAUCAAUGACUAUUUGAUUCAAGGUCAUAUGCACGAACUUUUUGAUUCGGAAUCAGACCGUAAAUACAUCACCAAAGACGGUCGUGUUGCUUAUGAUUGCUUUUAUCUGCCACAUCAUGCCGUUAUCAAGGAAAGCAGCACAUCUACACGUUUACGACCAGUCUAUAAUGCUGCCAAAAUAACAUCAAACGGCAAUUCAUUGAAUUCAAUUCUUUUCACCGGUCCUAUGCUGCUCAAUGAUUUGAUUUCCAUCUUGGAGAUUUCCAAUUGGAGAUUCCAUCGAAUUGCCUUCGUUGGUGAUAUUCAACAAAUGUAUCGCCAAAUUCGUGUCGCUGAAUCUGACGUAACUUAUCAACGCAUUUUAUGGAGAGACGAGCCAUUUAAAAGGUUUCGUGAAUACGGGAUUAAUCGAUUGGGAUUUGGCACAAAUUACGCACCCUGUGCAGCAAACCAGUGUGUCAACAAACUUGCUGAUCUAAAUAGUGAGGAAUUUCCAGAAGCUUCGGAGGUGAUGAAAAGAGAUAUUUACAUGGAUGACACCAUUACCGGUUCUCACAGCGUUAGUAAAGCGCUUCAAAUUCAACGAGAUUUGAUACAUGUUUUCAAUUCAGCUGGUUUUUGUAUCAAGGAAUGGGCAAGCAAUUCAGAGAAAAUUUUAGCAGCUGUUUCAGAAUCAGAUCGAGAAAUCAGCAUACCGUUUUUCAUCAAUCCAGACAGGGAGAUAAAAACGCUUGGUAUCUUUUGGAGUAUCUCAACGGACACAUUGAAUUUCAACAUUAACUACAAAGAGAGAGAGAUCAUAACAAAUCAGUUCGUGUUAUCUACUAUUGCUCGCAUUUAUGAUCCACUUGGUUUGGUUUCACCGCUCAUUGUGAAAGCCAAAAUUUUCAUGAAAUCAUUGUGGUUACUCAACCUUGAUUGGCACGACCCAUUGCCAAUGGAAAAAGUUAAGGAGUGGAAGCAGUUCAUCAGUAAGCUGCCCUCACUAUCAACAAUCAAAAUACCGCGUUGGAUUGGAACUUCGCCAAUUUGUUCGUCAUUACAAUUACACAGUUUUUCGGAUGCUUCAAUUGAUGCAUAUGGUGCUGAAAUUUACGUUCGCUACAUCGACGAAAAUGAGCAAAUUCAUUCGAGACUCAUUAUCGCAAAGUCAAAGGUUGCUCCGAUGAAAAUUCAGACCAUUCCACGUCUUGAAUUGUGUGCUGCUCUAUUGCUGUCAAAACUCAUCAAGUAUACAUUGAACUGCAUUCGUAUUCAGAAAUUCAACGCUUCGAAU